AUGUUGGGGCUCCUCACGGUUGUCGUCGACUAUUUCGCGCCCCUUUUUCUCGUUGCGUCUCCCGUCACGUCUUACGCCGACCAGAUAGCGUCCAUCCAUCGCAAGAAGUCGAGCGAUGGCUUUUCCCUCGAUAUCCCUCUCAUCAUGCUGGUGGCGUCGAUCCUCAAGGUGUUCUACUGGUUUGGCGCUUACUACGACAAGGCCCUACUAUUGCAGGCCGCGCUUAUGAUUGUGGUCCAACUUAUACUGUUGAAGGUGGCUCUGGACAACAGGGCGCCUACAGGAGCAAGAGACGGGCCGGAACAUACACCCUUCCAUGGCUAUACGGCUGAAGACGGCCUGAGAGAUCUGCUGUCCGGUCGGCGGCCAUAUGACUUCUGGCAAUGGUCCAACCCGAAGUCAUACUUUCAGUUUCUGGGAUAUUUCGCUUCCGGACUUCUCGUCAUCCACGUCUUACUUCCUUUUGUGUCUAGAUCGCCCGCAUACAUAUCCUUUCUGGGGUAUUUCGGUCUGACCGUGGAGGCGAUCCUGCCGGUGCCUCAGAUUAUCCAAAACCAUCGAGCGCGCUCUUGCAAGGGCUUCCGGCUGUCGGUCAUCGCCAACUGGCUCGCGGGCGAUGCCAUGAAGAUGAGCUACUUCUUUCUCAGCAGCGAGUAUGUCCCGUGGCCAUUCCGACUAUGCGGCAUGUUCCAGGCCUGCUGUGACUGUUAUCUUGGAUUCCAAUAUUACAUGUAUGGCGAAGGGCCAGUGGGGGUCGAUAUCCCGAUGAGCACCACCGGCAAACCUGGGUUGUUUGGUUGA
This is a messenger RNA of Capronia coronata CBS 617.96, 801 nucleotides long. RefSeq names its product alpha 1,3-glucosidase. The transcript has 4 exons. Gene Ontology annotation, cellular component: endosome; trans-Golgi network. The coding region runs from base 1 to 801 and encodes 266 amino acids. The record is from RefSeq and is a predicted model, not a curated record. NCBI's taxonomy places the organism in Eukaryota, Fungi, Ascomycota, Eurotiomycetes, Chaetothyriales, Herpotrichiellaceae. Gene Ontology annotation, biological process: phospholipid translocation; retrograde transport, endosome to Golgi.